AUGCAGCAAGAUAUUGUUGUCGGAAUUGCGGCCACUGUGGUAUCGGCGAUCACUUACGGCUCAACUUGGGUCCCAGUACGAUGGUUUGACACAGGCGAUGGUCUCUACUUUCAAUGGCUUAUGUGUAUUGGUCAAACGUUAUUUGGUACAGUCGUACUGGGACUCUCAUCUUGGCCGCCUGUGUUCCCACUGGCAAUGUUGUCAGGAGUAUUUUUUGCCGUUGGGAAUGCACUAACAAUCUAUAUUAUGGACGGAAUUGGUAUGGCUGUCGGAUCAUUACUAUGGAAUACGAUAACAUGCGUGGUAGGAUGGGCUGUAACACGAUUCGGUCUUCUCUGGAAUCCUCAACAACUUCCUCGUGAUAAUAUUUUGAAUUUUUUUGGAGUUGUUGUCGUUUGUGCUGGAGGAUGCUUUUUCGCCACGAUAAAGCAUCAUCCAAUGCCUGUUCGACCUGCACCAUGGCAAAGAAAGACGGACAAAAGUUUGUCAUUUAAAGACAACACAAAAGUAGUCUCCACUUCGAAGAGAAUAACAGCAACACUACUCACAUUAUUCGUUGGUUCAUUAUACGGUAAUAUGCUUACACCUAUAAAUUAUUUGGUUGCGCACAGUUCGGAAACGGGGAACCCAGCUAACGUCUCAUCGUAUUUCUUCUCGUUUUGUAUCGGUGCUUUGCUAACAUCGACCAUAAUUUUUAUGAUCUACUCAGCUGUAAAAUUGAACCGCCCACUAAUCAAUCCUGAAAUAACUCUGCCUUCUCUCACUUCUGGCCUCAUCUAUUCCGUUGCCACCUAUUGCUUCUUCCUUGCAAAUCAACACCUGGAUCAGACGAUUGCUUACCCGAUCCUAUCAAAGGCGCCUGGAAUUGUUGUAUCGCUUUGGGCAGUUUUCCUCUUCAAUGAAAUAAAAGGCUGCAGAGAUUUGACUACUUUGGUUGCAGGAAUAUGUACGACAAUGAGCGGGAUUGCUUUGAUAUCAGCUUCGAAAAUUCACUUCUAA
This is a messenger RNA of Necator americanus (New World hookworm), 999 nucleotides long. RefSeq lists its product as uncharacterized. The record is from RefSeq and is a predicted model, not a curated record. Gene Ontology annotation, cellular component: membrane. Lineage: Eukaryota; Metazoa; Nematoda; Chromadorea; Rhabditida; Ancylostomatidae. The coding region runs from base 1 to 999 and encodes 332 amino acids. Gene Ontology annotation, biological process: carbohydrate transmembrane transport. The transcript has 9 exons. Gene Ontology annotation, molecular function: carbohydrate transmembrane transporter activity.